Messenger RNA from Emys orbicularis (European pond turtle), 4183 nucleotides. RefSeq names its product LDL receptor related protein 10 (gene LRP10). The record is from RefSeq and is a predicted model, not a curated record. Gene Ontology annotation, molecular function: protein binding; low-density lipoprotein particle receptor activity. Gene Ontology annotation, cellular component: plasma membrane. NCBI's taxonomy places the organism in Eukaryota, Metazoa, Chordata, Testudines, Emydidae.
AUGUCCCCCCUCGGGGCCGCCUGGAUCCUGCUGCUUGGACUCGUCUGGGAAGCUGCUUCCUACACUGAGAGAGACUCGGCCACCUGCCGUGCACCCCUGGAGGUGCGGGGGGAGAGCCAGGGGGUGAUCCGCAGCUUCCCCCCCCAUCAUGGCCGCAUCCUGCCUGGCAAGUGCACGUGGGUCAUCCUGGGGGGCCCGGAGGACGUGGUGACCAUCAGGUUCGAGCGGUUCCAACUGGCGUGCGGAGAGGCGAAACUCUACAUCUGGGCUCACUCCUACCCCCACCAGGCCCUUUGCGGCUCCCGGCUCCCCACCCCCCUGGAGUACAGGGGCACCAAUGUCACCCUGAGCUACGGGCGCAGCUGGACGGUGGCAGAAGGAUUCCAGCUCCACUACGAGAGAGCAGGUCCCCUCCUCUCUGCCUCACCUCCAUCUUGUAACCUGACCCUGGAUGAUUUCUAUGGGGUCUUCUCUCCGCCUGCCUGGCCUGGAGGCCCCGCUGGAGCCCUCAUCCAGUGCCGCUGGGCCCUGGACCCCCACGACAGCCGCCCCCUCACUGUGCUCUUCACCACGCUGGACCUGGCUCCGAACGACUCCCUAGAGGUGUACGAGGGCCACCCAGACCUGUUGGCUGAGCCGCGGCUGCUGCGGCGCGUGGAUGCGGCCAGCAACGGGCAGCCAGUGGCGGUGGAGUCGCCCUCCAGCCGGGCGUGGGUGGCCUGGCAGGGCCUGGGGGGCCGUGGCUUCAACGCCACCUACCACGUGCGUGGGUUCUGUGUGCCCUGGCAGCGGCCCUGCGGCCGGGGGGAUGAGGCCCGGUGCUACGGGGAGGCGGAGCGCUGCGAUGGCGUCUGGCACUGCCCAGACGGGGCGGACGAGGAGCACUGCCCAGGCUGCCCGGAAGGGAGCUACCCCUGCCGGGGUGGCACCGGGGGGCCCUGUUACGCACCCGCUGACCGGUGCAACUACCAGACACUGUGCCCGGACGGGGCAGACGAGCGGGGCUGCUGGCGCUGCCAGCCCGGCAACUUCCGCUGCGGGGAUGGGCGCUGCGUCUACGAGGCCUGGCGCUGCGACGGGCAGCCCGACUGCGCCGACUCCUCCGACGAGGCCUCCUGCCCCUACACCCUGCCCCGCAAGGUGGUGGCAGCCGCGGCCAUCGGCAGCCUGGUCUGCGGCCUCCUGCUGGUCAUCGCGCUGGGCUGCACCUGCCGGCUCUACGCCGUGCGCAGCCGGGAGUACAGCCUCUUCGCCCCCCUGUCCCGCAGCGAUGCCCAGCUGGUCCGGCAGGAGGCGCCCCCGUCCUAUGGGCAGCUCAUCGCACAGGGGCUGGUCCCACCCCUCGAGGACUUCCCCACCGAAAGCCCCGGGCAGACGUCGCUGCUGGGGAAUCUACGCUCUCUGCUCCAUCUGCUCCAGCAUGAGCCGGUGGGGGGGCGCCGGGCGCGCCGCCCCCCCCGCCCCCUGCGCCGCCUGCUGCGCCGCCUACGCCGCUGGGGGCUGCUGCCCCGCUCCACCCCAGCCGCCCACCCCCCUGCCGCCCCCCCUGCCCAGCCCCUGCCAGACGCUGCCAGCCAGGAGGAAGGGGGGGCAGCCGGUGGGCCCGAUGAGGCCCCGCCCCUGCCGCAGAAAGUCCUGCCCCCUGGGCCAGAGCCCCCCACGGCCCCGCCCCCCACGGGCCCCCAGCGGCUGCCCAGGGGGGUGAUGGGGGCCCUCCGCGGGUGCCUCUUCCCCUCCCCUGAGGGCCGUGGGGAGCCCCCGAGCCUCCCACCCUCCCCUGACGGGGAGGACGACGUUCUGCUACUGCCCCUCGCUGAGUCCCGGCCCUCCCCCCCUGCCGAGGCCCUGGAUGAUGACCCCCUCCUCACCUGAGCGCCCCCCGCCAGGCUCCAUUGCCUUUAAGAACCCAGCAGCCAACGGGGAGAGUGGUUAAGCCACCCCUGCCCCCAGCAGGGGUCAACUGGGGUGGCAAUAUUUGUGAGGCAGUCAAAAACUGGCCCGCAAAGGAUGGUGCCAUUGCACAUUGCCUUUAAGGACUUAACGCUAACUGAGCAGAGAGAAAAAAUUUGCCUGCCAGUUAAAAAAGCUCUUCAAGGGAAGAGCUUUGUCAGACAUUGCCUUUAAGAACCUGGCGGCUAAUCGGAGAGCAGGGCAGCGUGGCUGGUUGAACCAAUCGCGCCCAUCCCCCAGAGGCCAGUUCUGGCUGCAUCUGACCAGAAGGAAAAAUAUUUGUGUGGCAGUCAAAAAAAGCUCUUAAAAGGGAUGUGUCCUUUAGAAAUGUUUGUAUGGCUGUUCUAAAGAACAUCUUAAAGGUGCUGGAGCCCUAUUAGAGGAGGAAAGAAAUGGCAGUUAAAAAAGACUCUUAAAGGCGAUGGCUCAGCUGGCAAUAAUUUUCCUCUUCUAUGAGUUGAAAUUUUCUAUCAUCAAUUAUUUUUUCAUACCUGGGUUAGAAAAAUGAACCUUUACGGUAAGCAAACCUUUUUUGUGUGGAGGUUAAAAAAAAGGUCUUUUAAAGGCAAUGGGCAAAAUCAGCAACAUUUUACUCCCUGUUGGCUAAAAUGUGGUUCUGAUUGAAACAAAAAAAAAGAAAUCGACAGAAAAUGAAUACGUGAAUUUAUGUGGCUGGGAUUCUCCGUGCAAAAUAUUUGCAUGGCUGUCAAAAAAGAAAACUCUUAAAGGUAAUGACCAUUUAACCUCCUCUAGAGAUUGUUUUAAAUGAUUGUUUUUUUUUAAAUAUGACUUAGAAGAGACAAUGUGCGUCUGUAUUCCGCUGACAAAUCGAACAGUGAUUCUGAAUGACAAAAGAUAUAUGUGGCAGUUAAAUAUAUACAUAUAUAUAUAUAUAUAUUCUUAAAGGCAAUGACUAAAUCUGAAAGAUUGUCGGCCAUUUUUGAUAGAUUUUUUUAAUAUAUAUAUGUGUCAUUUUUGUAAAGAAGGUGAAAAAUAAGAUUAAAAGAAAUGUGUGUGUCUAUGGAUGGGGGAAAUUAACAUGUGAGUGUUGGCACCAAAUAUUUGUAUUGUAAACUGAUUUUUAAAGGCAAUGGCAAACGCAUUUAACCAGCUACCGUGAGAGUUUUUUUGUAGUUAUGUUUUUAAAUGCAAAAUCGGGAGCCGAGUUUUCACAAGUUCCACAGCUAGAAAAGCUGGACUUGAUUCUCAACCCAGACUUUUUGUGUUGCUGUUUUUUUUUUUUUUUUUAAAUAAGUUUCUUAAAGGCAAAGUUUGGAUCAGAAAAAAAGACACCAACUUUUUGCAGUGAAGUUUUCUUUGAUUUGCUUGUUCGCUUGUUUGUUUUGUACAAUUAGAUUUGAAAGAGAGGAACUAGGGAGAAAAUCAAGGUGCAAAUCUCUGCCCCAGAAAAUUGAGGUGGGGGAUGUCAGUCUAAAGCAUUUGCCUGGCCAUUAACAAAUAAAAACAAGUGGGUUUAUCUGUACCCAAAAUAAAUAAACAUCAGCCGUGACUCACUAUACAGCUUACUUGCGAAAUACAACGGUGAGACUGAAAAAUGUAACCAGCCUUGUAGAGAACUUUUUAAAAGAGAAAAUAGACGAUAGCUUGGUGCAUCAGUGUAUGCAACAGAAGAGACGCAGUGCAAAAAUUUGUGUGGCAGACAAAAAAAAAAAUACUCUUAAGGGUAAUAGCCAGGUGGGGAAAAUUUAACCAGGUUUUUCUGAAGAACUUGUUUUAUUUAAAAAUGAGAAAUAGCUGGAAAAUAAGAUUAAAAAUCUACAUAGCUGCAAAAUUAGAAUCCCAGGUGUAAAACAUUUACAAGGCAGUCAAAAAAUCAAAUAUUAAAGGCAAUGGCCAAAAUGGAAAAUUGUUACCAGCUCGUUCGUCCAUAAUUUUGUAAAAAGAGAGAGACAACAAAUUUGAGCAUCUGCCUAUGUAAAAAAGAAUUCACACUGCAUAAUAUUUGUGUGGCAGUCAAAAAAUACAAGGUUCUUAAAGGCAAUGGCCAGGGGGAAAAUUGGAGCCAUCUCUUGUGUAGCGAUUUCUCUCAGUAUGACGGAACCGGCAGGUUUUCCAGGCUGGUGGUUUGAUUGCAGGUCGAGGUUCGUGAUUAUUUUGGUAUAUUUGCCCUGGGAGCUCGAGGCCAAUCAGAUUUCUUGUUAGAAUUUUGCCUAUUAUUGUCUGUUCAAAUUAUUGCUAAGAAUUCAAGAAAAAAUACAUUUAAGAAGAAAAC